AUGAACCCCGAACAGGCACAGACAACGCCAAGCGAACGGGUUCAACAUUUUCUGCUGCUAGAGGAUCUCACGGCAGGCAUGAAACGACCAUGUGUCCUUGACCUCAAAAUGGGCACCAGACAGUAUGGACUAGAGGCUGACGAAAAGAAGAUGAGGUCUCAGCGGCGAAAAUGCCAAAUGACAACAUCUCGCGAAUUAGGCGUGCGGGUCUGCGGUAUGCAGGUGUGGAAUGCCAAAACCAAGUCGUAUCUUUUUGAAGACAAGUAUUUUGGACGCGACUUGAAGGCCGGCCGGGAAUUUCAAGAUGCACUCACGCGGUUCCUCUAUGACGGCGCAACCUACACUCGGACGACUAGACAUAUCCCGACAAUUUUAGAAAAGAUUACUCAGCUUGAAGCCAUUAUCCGGGGUCUUCCGGGAUACAGAUUCUACGCCAGUAGCCUUCUCAUGCUGUAUGAUGGCAGCAUUGGCACCGACGAAGAAACCAAGACUGAACGGAGCAAUUCUAUUCAACUCAAAAUUGUCGAUUUUGCCAACUGUGUCACGGCCGAAGAUGAGCUACCGCCUACCACUCGAUGUCCGCCCAAAGACCCUGACGGUAUUGACCGGGGAUAUCUUCGCGGUUUACGCACGCUAAGAAUGUAUUUCCAACGCAUCUACAAGGAAAUAAAUCAUGAGGACUUUGUCGAGCGCGGCGAAGGCGAGGGCUUUGAUCUCGGACAGAGAGAUACUGCCCACGGAGCAGUCACUGGUGGUUGGUCCGAUAGCGUCAUGGAAGAAGAUGCUGGGAAUGUGAGCUUUUGA
Messenger RNA from Xylona heveae TC161, 804 nucleotides. Its product is annotated as SAICAR synthase-like protein. Gene Ontology annotation, cellular component: cytoplasm; nucleus. The record is from RefSeq and is a predicted model, not a curated record. Gene Ontology annotation, molecular function: inositol hexakisphosphate kinase activity. The transcript is spliced from 2 exons. The coding region runs from base 1 to 804 and encodes 267 amino acids. Gene Ontology annotation, biological process: inositol phosphate biosynthetic process; phosphatidylinositol phosphate biosynthetic process. NCBI's taxonomy places the organism in Eukaryota, Fungi, Ascomycota, Xylonomycetes, Xylonales, Xylonaceae.